AUGAACUCGACGAUCGCUGAAGACAGACCGAGCAACUAUGCUUUGUCAGGUGAGAUGGAGUUGGAGGUUGGGUUGAAGUUUCUCAAUAGAGAAAUAGUGAUGCUUGCUAUCAAGAACCACAACAUCCAUAGAACUGCAAAAUACAAGGUGGUAGAGUCAGAUCAAACUCGGUAUGUAUGUCGAUGCAAGCAGUUUGGGGACCAAUGUCGUUGGAUGGUACGGGUUGGGUUAUUCAAAAAAUACGAAGGGCCUCACAGUUUGACACGCAAAGCAGGAGGCAAUUGCAAAAUUUAUGGUGAUUGGGAGGAGUCAUACGACCAGCUGCAAAGAUAUUUCAACGCAUUGCAAGUUUUCGUUCCAGGUACAAUCGUUGACCUGCAAACACGACCGUACUAUGUAGCCAACACAUUGGAUUGUGACAGCGUCAUGUUUCAUAAGGUUUUUUGGUCGUUUCUGUCGUUUGUUGAAGCCUUUAAGCACUGUAAGCCAAUGGCCUCAGUUGAUGGAACACACUUGUAUGGUAAGUAUACAGGGACCUUGUUGAUGGGCAUAGCGCAGGACGGGAAUAACAACAUUCUGCCCAUUGCUUUUGCAAUUGUCGAAAGGGAGAAUACUGACUCGUGGUACUUUUUCCUUACCAACCUCAAGAGACAUAUAGCGAUUCAACCAGGAAUAUUGCUUAUCUCUGAUCGGCAUGCAGCAAUAAAGGUUGUUUUAAAGCGGGAUGGGUGUGGAUGGAAACACAAUGUGAACUUUGUGAGACAUAUUGCCUCUAACUUUACAACAAGUUUCAAGAGUAAGAAAGCCAAAAGACACCUGGUCAAUGUGGCAUAUUCUAAAACAUAA
Messenger RNA from Arachis ipaensis, 846 nucleotides. RefSeq lists its product as uncharacterized. The record is from RefSeq and is a predicted model, not a curated record. Lineage: Eukaryota; Viridiplantae; Streptophyta; Magnoliopsida; Fabales; Fabaceae.